UUCCGAAUCGAAAAAUCAAUCAAUCAAUUUCUUUUUCUUUUUUUUCUGUAAAUAAAUCCUCUUCUCCUCUGCGCGACCCUCUCGAUUCCCGUGUGCGAUUCGCUCUGCUCAUCGUCCUUCUCUCAGAGCUCGCUUCUCCAGCUUCCAGGCCUUCCGUCGACGCGUCGCCUCGCCUCUCUCACCGCUCUGGCCGUCGACUCGCCUCUCGCCGACGACCGCCUUUGCAUCCUCCAUCUCUGCCGCCGCCUCGCAUCUCUCGCCUCUCUCGUCGCUGCAUCUUCAGCUCUGGCGGCCGCCUCGCGAACCCCUACCAGCGCGACUGCUGCGCCAUCACUCGCAGCCGGCGUUGACGUUUUCUUCUUCUUAGCCAAUUUUUUUUUUUUCAAAAUUAUAAUAUUACUGAGUUUUGGUUUGUGGGCAGGGCCGGACAUAUAUGAGGCGGUUGUCUCAGGCCCAUAAAUUUUGUCAUUUUGGGUGGCCAUCAAUUUUUUCCAAGCUCACCCCCAAUCAGUGCCUUCUGCAAACCCUUCUCUCUCUCUCUGACUCUCUCGCCCUCGCUCGCUGCCUCGACCUCGCCUCUCGGUCGGUAGCUGGGGAGGUCGCAUCUGUGGCUACUGGAUCUGGCUCUCUAUCUCUUGCUCUCGCUGGGUGACUGGGUCGCUCGCCUCUCUGCAUUGCCAUUGGGACACUUUGGUUCUAUCUUUGGUGUUGUGUUCUGUUCGGGUUCAAAUUCAAUACCAGUGACAAAAAAAUCUGUUCGUUCAAUCUUUGGUGUUGUGUUCUUGUUCUUGGCAGGCAGGCAGUGACCACUGGCCAGUGGGCAUCCCUUCAUACUCUAGAGACCAAAAGACUAGAGGACCCAUAAAUAUUGUGUCAAAAUAUAAGCAAAGAUGCUUUCAGGAUUGAAGUUCAUACCACGUGACCAAAUUGACAAGGCGCAAGAAGAAGACUUGGAUGACUCUAAAAGAGAGAGAAAGAAAUCAAGUAAUAGGAAGGGCAGAGACAGAAAAAAAAAGAGAAGCUCUCAACAUCAAAGUUCAGAUGAGGAUGACCUUCAAAGAAUAACAAAUGUUUCUAGAAAGAAAAAGAAGUGGUAUUCUUCAGAUGAGUCUUCAUCUACUAGUGAGAGCGGUUCUGACCAAGAUGUGAAGAAAUAUAGGAAUAAGGAAAAAAAAAAAGGUAAAUCCAAAUAUAAGAAGUCAGGAAGGGGGAGAAAACAUAAUUCAUCUCAAGGCCAUUCUGUGUCUGAUAAAGAGUAUGAAGAUGAGGGCAGCUACUCCAGUGGAGAAGAUACACUUCAAAGAGCAAGUAGAAAGCAUGAACGGAAGAAGGGUAACAGAGGGGCUGAGAAGGAAUACGUAGGAAAUGACUUGCCUGAUAAUAACAGCACGGCAAGAAAGGAAAUAGGAUUGGAGUGGAUGCUUAGACCUAAAGACAACAUGGAGAGAAAUCCUGCAACUACUUCUGAUCAGCUAGAGGAACCUCGGGCUGAGGAGAUGAAGAAAGAAAAUCCGAGAGAAUUAAAUCCCUAUAUGAGGAACGAUGGAACUGGAUAUCCAGAAGUUGCAGGUGGGACAAAGACUGGAGGAAACCAACACCAAUCUUCUGCUGUUGUUGGAGAUGGAGGUGCAAGCUGGAGAAUGAAAGCCCUGAAGCGUGCUCAGGAGCAGGCAGUUCGUGAAGGACGGAAACUUGACGAGGUUGUUGAAGACCGGUGGGGAUCCAUGGGUCAGCUGGCAGUUUCUGUGGCAUCCCGGAGAGCGGCUCCAUCUCGUGCUCACCUCCAUGCCAUUAAACACAGACAGAAGGGGCUAACAGAAGAACAACCAACGCAGGGGGCUGAUAAAAAAGAAAAGAAUAUUGGCCGAGAAGCCCAGCGAGAUGUAUCCCGCCAUCAUCCAGAGAUGAAAGUGCCUAAACUUGAUGAUUCUUUGUCUUGGGGCAAGCAGAAAAGUCAAAUCCCGUCAUCAAAAGAUUCUGGCCUUAUCUCUGCUGCAAUUUCAAGCUUAAAUAAGUUUGCAAAUGAUGGAAGCUUUAUGCAAGAAGUUUGUAAUCGGCAGAAUGAUGGUCAUGGUGGUUCUGUUGGAUCUCAAUACACACUUGGGAGAAAAUUAGAGUCAGAUUUGGGUUCAAUAGAACAAGAGAAGAGACCUAGUGACUCCGGUGAACUUGUUAAUCAGGGUUUGAGUGCAAACCAGUUGGCAGCCAAAGCCAUGCAACUUCGUCUGAAAGGAAGGCAUGAAGAAGCUGAAAAAUUAAUGAAGGAAGCAGAGAACAUGAAACAAAAGCAAGUUGCGGUAAAUGAAUCUAGUAAACCACAGAAGGAGAGGAAUCCAGGAAAAUAUAUAUCACAUGAGACAUCUAUACGGCAGAGGACAAAAGAGGAUGACACUGACAUGCAACUCGUGCGGAAGAUAGUGCAAAACAAACAGUUCAGUAUAUCUGGUCAGGCAGAUGAUGAAUAUGAUUUUGAUGAUGGUCCUAGUAGAAAGACUCGGAAGAAAGGAGGCAAUGACCACAAGUUAACUGAGAAGACUAAUUUUCCAAAACGCAUCAUGACUCAGCAAGAGCGGUGUCAAUUCUGCUUUGAGAAUCCCAAUAGACCGAGCCAUCUUGUGGUUGCUAUAGGUAAUUUCACCUACCUCAGUUUACCACACUGGCAGUGCAUUGUGCCGGGUCACUGCUGCAUCUUGACAUUGCAGCAUGAAUCAGCCACAAGGUCUGUUGACAAUAAUGUGUGGGAUGAGAUUCGCAACUUCAAGAAAUGCCUCAUCAUGAUGUUUGCAAAGCAAGAGAAAGAUCUAGUGUUCCUUGAAACAGUGAUGGGAUUGGCGCAGCAAAGGCGACAUUGCUUGGUUGAGUGCAUUCCUUUACCUCAAGACAUUGCAAAACAGGCACCUCUAUAUUUCAAAAAGGCGAUUGAUGAAGCUGAAGAUGAGUGGAGCCAGCAUAAUGCGAAAAAACUUAUCAACACAAGUGAAAAGGGGCUGCGUGGUUCCAUUCCUAAGGACUUUCCGUAUUUCCAUGUUGAAUUUGGACUGGACAAGGGUUUUGUUCAUGUUAUUGAUGAUGAAAAGCAGUUCCAAAGCAACUUUGGGCUCAAUGUUAUAAGGGGCAUGCUGCGCCUGCCAGAGGAGGACAUGUUCAGCCGUAGGAAACGCGAUUCACUGGAGACACAGAAGCAAGCUGUGUCGAGUUUUGCCCGAGACUGGGAACCGUUUGACUGGACAAAACAACUUGAUUGAACAUCUGAUUCGUAUAACAUUGACACAAAAUUGGUGGUGUUCCCAUGCAUUACUUAGAUCAGCUCCUCAUAUAGUUGUUGACAAAAGUUUGGAAUAUAGUCGGGCUUGAAACAAUGCUGUAUAGUUAGGGAUAGGUGUUCUAAUUGCCAAGAUAGCUCGGGCAACUCUUUGCAAUGGCUAGAGAUAGAAUGUGUUUGUUGUAUAUUGCUAUGUUUUUAUCUGCCUAAGAUCCAUUUCUUUGCUUGUACCUGAACAAAUUAAAUUGGUGGAUCAUCAAGUGAUUGAUUGUCGUGUUGCAAAAUACAAUCUUUGUUAUAAAAGAGAGAAUUGGGAAGGAAAUGUUACCCUUUUUGUGCCAA
Molecule: messenger RNA, 3604 nt
Organism: Diospyros lotus (date-plum)
Lineage: Eukaryota; Viridiplantae; Streptophyta; Magnoliopsida; Ericales; Ebenaceae
Exons: 11
Coding region: 891-3245 (784 amino acids)
Biological process (GO): mRNA splicing, via spliceosome
Cellular component (GO): post-mRNA release spliceosomal complex
Source: RefSeq, a predicted model, not a curated record